Molecule: messenger RNA, 914 nt
Organism: Melanotaenia boesemani (Boeseman's rainbowfish)
Lineage: Eukaryota; Metazoa; Chordata; Actinopteri; Atheriniformes; Melanotaeniidae
Gene: tm2d1
Product: TM2 domain containing 1
Exons: 7
Coding region: 46-639 (197 amino acids)
Source: RefSeq, a predicted model, not a curated record
CUCAGCGUUCUGAAGGCAUCACUGGGUCACGUGACGUAGACAGUCAUGGCGUCCUCCCGGAGACGGUUGUUGUGUUUACGGUCAGGGAUGUGGUGUCUGCUGUUUUACUGCGUUUACUCUCACCUGAGGCUCGUGCUGGCGGAGGAAGUGGACAGCUGCGAGCACCUGAGACUCGGACAGUAUCGGUGCAACGAUCCUAAGAUAGACGAGGCCACCCAGGAGCCGGAGACCUGCAGGGACACCACGGCCUGGGUGGAGUGUCUUCCAGCUCCGAACAUCACUUGUCGGCUUCCCAACGGGACCGAGUUCCGGUUCAGUGGGGACGAGGUCGGGUUCAACAGGACCGUCCCCUGCAGGAAUGUGAGUGGCUAUUCCUACAAAGUAGCUGUGGCGUUGUCUCUGUUUCUGGGCUGGCUCGGAGCAGAUCGCUUCUACCUGGGAUAUCCUGCUCUAGGUCUGUUGAAGUUCUGCACCGUUGGGUUCUGUGGGAUCGGCACACUAAUCGACUUCAUAUUGAUCGCAAUGCAGAUCGUGGGUCCAGCAGACGGAUCCAACUACAUCGUGGAUUAUUAUGGAGCCCGACUGACCCGCCUGUCCAUCACCAACCAGACCUACAGGAAGCCACACCUGUCCCUCUGAACACACCUGGAAGCUCUGACAGGAUGGUGUCUUCCACUCCUGACGUUGUCAUGGCAAUUCGUCAUCAACACACUGGAUGAAGUGCACGUCUUUAAAGGGCCAUUCCUCGUUUUUUCAUUCCUGCUGAUUAUUUUUCAGUGGCCGCAUUUCUGUACUGAUCACAUGACUCCAUCAGCUAAUCACAUGACCCUCUCUUUUUCCCUGCUGUCUUGUUUUAAGUUAUAAUAAUCUCCAUGUACAAUUUGUAAAUAAAGUUUUUUUUGUGUUAUCCUGUU